Coturnix japonica (Japanese quail) is the source of this 3128-nucleotide messenger RNA. RefSeq names its product archain 1 coat protein complex I subunit delta (gene ARCN1). Gene Ontology annotation, biological process: retrograde vesicle-mediated transport, Golgi to endoplasmic reticulum; Golgi localization; endoplasmic reticulum to Golgi vesicle-mediated transport. The record is from RefSeq and is a predicted model, not a curated record. Gene Ontology annotation, cellular component: COPI vesicle coat. NCBI's taxonomy places the organism in Eukaryota, Metazoa, Chordata, Aves, Galliformes, Phasianidae.
GGGCCGCCCCCAGGGCCGCGCUCCGGGUCCUCCCGCCCCGCCCCGCCCCUCGCGUCGUGCGCGGCGCCGCUUCCGGCUGGGGACGUGGCUCGGCGCCGCCAUCUUGUGGGGCUGCCCGAGGGGACGCGGAGCCGCGAGGGAGCGAGCGCCGAGCCGAGCGCCGCCGCCAUGGUGCUGUUGGCGGCAGCUGUCUGCACCAAGGCAGGGAAGGCCAUCGUCUCCCGGCAGUUUGUGGAGAUGACCCGAACCCGCAUCGAGGGGCUGCUGGCAGCUUUCCCCAAACUGAUGAACACUGGGAAGCAACACACCUUUGUGGAAACAGAGAGCGUGAGGUACGUGUAUCAGCCGAUGGAGAAGCUCUACAUGGUGCUGAUCACCACGAAAAACAGCAACAUCCUGGAAGACCUGGAAACACUCCGACUCUUCUCUAGAGUGAUCCCUGAAUAUUGCCGAGCUCUAGAGGAGAAUGAGAUCUCUGAGCACUGCUUUGACCUGAUUUUUGCCUUUGAUGAAAUUGUUGCCCUGGGCUACCGUGAGAAUGUAAACUUGGCACAAAUUCGGACCUUCACAGAGAUGGAGUCGCAUGAAGAAAAGGUGUUCCGAGCUGUCCGAGAGACUCAGGAACGUGAAGCAAAAGCUGAGAUGCGUCGUAAAGCGAAGGAGUUGCAGCAGGCCAGGAGGGAUGCAGAGAGGCUGGGCAAGAAGGCGCCUGGCUUCGGUGGCUUUGGCAGCUCAGCUGUGUCUGGGGGCACAACAGCAGCAAUGAUCACAGAGACCAUCAUUGAAACAGAGAAGCCCAAAGUGGCACCAGCACCGUCCAGACCAUCAGGUCCUAGUAAAGCUUUGAAACUGGGCGCCAAAGGGAAGGAGGUGGACAACUUUGUGGACAAGCUGAAAUCGGAGGGAGAAAAUAUCAUGACUUCUGUAGGCAAACGCUCUACAGAAGCAGCCAAAGUUCUUGCACCGCCCAUUAAUAUGGAGAGCGUGCAUAUGAAAAUAGAGGAGAAAAUUUCCUUGACUUGUGGCCGUGAUGGAGGCUUACAGAAUAUGGAGCUGCAUGGCAUGAUCAUGCUGCACAUCUCUGAUGAAAAAUUUGCACGAAUUCGCCUGCAUGUAGAAAAUGAAGACAAGAGGGGAGUGCAAUUACAGACUCACCCCAAUGUGGACAAGAAGCUGUUUACUGCGGAAUCACAGAUUGGUUUGAAGAAUCCAGAGAAAUCAUUCCCUAUUAACAGUGAUGUGGGUGUGCUGAAGUGGCGGUUGCAGACGACAGAAGAAUCCUUCAUUCCAUUGACAAUUAACUGCUGGCCAUCAGAAAGUGGGAACAGUUGUGAUGUUAACAUUGAAUACGAGUUGCAGGAGGAGAGCUUAGAACUGAACGAUGUGGUCAUCAUGAUCCCCUUACCGUCUGGUGUUGGUGCCCCGGUGAUUGGGGAGAUCGAUGGUGAGUAUCGCCAUGACAGCCGGAGAAAUCUCCUUGAGUGGUGCCUGCCAGUGAUAGAUGCCAAAAACAAGAGCGGCAGCCUGGAGUUCAGCAUAGCAGGGCAGCCAAAUGACUUCUUUCCAGUACAAGUCUCCUUCAUCUCCAAGAAGAACUACUGCAACAUACAGGUUACCAAAGUGACCCAGGUGGAUGGAAACAGCCCUGUAAGGUUUUCUACUGAAACCACCUUCCUGGUGGACAAGUACGAAAUCCUGUAAUGUUGGCUGUGGGGAAUUUGCAAAGGAAAUUUUUAAAUUAAAACAAACAAAGAAACAAAACAAAAAAAGAGGCCGAAGUUUAUUCUGAAUGUUUGGAACGUCGCAGCCCUCUCUGCUGAGACACCCGGCUCUGUGUGCCAGACAUUUUAGGCAGAGAAUUGACGUGUUCAUGGAGGGGAAAGGCUCCCAAUUUCUUUGGCAGAUUUGUACUGGCUGGCAGGAGAACAAGAUCUCUGCAGAGAACCUGGAUUCAACACUUCCCCACCUCCCAUGAAGAUGACUGGAGCUCAGUCCCAGAGCCUAUUAGACAUCACGUUCACCCAUUUUUAAUUAUCAAACCCUGGUCCAUCGUUGGUGCUGCCGUUUUAAUUUCUCCUCAGCCUUCAACUCUUCGCUUCUGGUGAUGAAAACAGGCAUUAGGAUGAUACACUCAGUGAUGCAGUGCUUCUCUGGACCCUUCCAGCUGGAAGAAGUGGACUCACAGCUCAGAUCCGAUCGCGCUGUUCCUUGCUGUGGCUACAGCCCUGCUGUACAGCACUGAACUUCAGCCCCAGAUCUGUAGGAGUCCUUUGGGCCUCUCCUGGUGUUGGCGCUGGGUCAGAGUGGGGCUUGUAGGCGGCACAGGCUGCGGCUCUGAACACUCCAGUCUGCCCUGCAGGGAGCACAACACCCACAGGUGCCUGUCUGAAGGUUUGUUGUUGCAGUAACUCCCUGGCCAAGGUUCAUGUCCUGGCUCAGGCUGUGCAGUGUCUUGGUGAGCUGAACUGCGUCACCUGCACACAGUAGGAGUGCGGGUAGGGCCUGUCACCAACCCAUGUUCAUUCUCGGUGCUUGGGAGUGGAGGAGGGGGUUGAUCGGAGCGUGAGCAGCACCCAGAGCUGUUCCCCUCUGCCUGCUUAGCAUCACUUUGUCCCCAGGGCUGUGCUCCCCCCCCACCUGCUUUCACAGGGGAGCUCCCCAUUGCAGUGUGGGCUGAGCCUGCAGGUGAAAUCCACGUGGUGUCCAAGCCCUAAAGCCGUGCACUGUGCUGUGUGAGGCCUGUUGGUUCCUAUGGGCUCCUCUGCCAAAGAAGUUAGCGGUCUCUCCUCUGUUAACAGCGCCAGCGAGGAAACAAACUGAUUCUUUCCCUGGGAGGGUGAUUUGUUCUGGGGGAGGGAAAGCAAACCCCGUAGUGAAGUAGACAAUGAAUCUUUAUUAAUUCAGUUGUGUUCAGGAGUUGCUUGUCUGUAUGAUUUUAAAAUGGAGUCGAGUUUAGUUCAACCAUCAAAGGAGCAUUUUUAUUGAACUCGGUUGGAGGGUGAUAUUUAAAAAGCAGAACCCCAGUUUUUGUAACCCUGUACAAUACUGGCCUAGGGAAUAGAGCACAUUCCAGUGUAUACAAAGAAGACAAAUUCUUUAAUCAAAUAAAAAGAGUAUUAUAAAAGGAA